UCGACCAAAUAUGCUAACCGGACGAGGAACCAUGCCCCCGUCAUGACGGUGCAAUGAUUUCUUGAAAGCGCUAGAGUAGGACCUUCCAUUACCUGAAGGCCGAAUCGAGGAGUCGAAGACAGAGAGAGGAAGCGGCGAGAGAGAGUCAGAGAGGAGAAGCGAACAGAGUUGGUGUACCACUUUCAGAGUUUUUGAUUAGGGACUACGUGAGAGGAUUGAGUUUCUCAAGGUGAGCGGGGGAAUUGCGUUUUGCGAGCAACGAGAAGGGUAAAUUGAAGAUACUUUGAAGAAUUCGGGGAUUCGAGAGGACUUGGUUGUGGUGGUGGUGGGUGGUGGCAGCAGGAUUUUGAGGUUUAGGACGGGAGAAUGAUGUGUAGUAUGGCGUUGUCGAGUCCGGUGCAAGUGUCAUUAGCUCAGGUGCAGGUAUGUCGGACUCGAACCACGGCGAGGGUGGUGCACUCUGGUGCGAAAUUGCGUGUGCGUGCGCCGAUGUUAGUGAUGGCCUCGUCGCUAUCACAAUCGUCUGCCGAGGAGGAAGGACCCGGUGCGCAAACGGAGCCUCCGCGCUUGGACGAUUUCAGCCAGAGCCGUCUCAGUCGCUCGAUGCGCGACCGGACUAUUCUGCAGAAGGCCGAGAGUGCCCUCUAUGAUAAAUGUAUGGCCCUGGAAGGAGAGAAAGCAUACGAAUGUUGGGAGGCCUUGUUUGACUACGAGCACAUCAAGGAAGAGUAUGAAACAGAGUGUGACGUAGCCCCAUCUGAGAACAGAGCUGAAGCAUGUCGGCCUCUAGAGAGGUUUGAGAAUAUGGUGCGACAAUCAGGUGGAGCAAACUCUCUGAUCGAUAAUGUGAGAAUGUCUGCCAAAGUGGCCAAGAGGAACGCAGCUGCUGCAGAAAAAGCGAAGAGCGAUGCACCAAAUGAAACAAGCACACACCAUCAUCACCAUGAUACCCGAACACCGGAGCAGAUCAAUGCCGAGGAACACGAACGCCAUGAGGAUGGAGGCAUCCCAAAGACCUUAGAGGAGAUGGACCACGAAAAGGACGGUUUGAUGCCCGAAUCAGAUUAUACUCGCAUUCUAAGAAGAAGGGGCAAAAAGUCUACUGCAUGGUUUACUCAACCGCCUGAGCAUGAAACAGAUUGAUCUGUAACUGUGACUUCUUAGUUUUGUUGUACAUUAACCAAAUCAGCUAAAUUUGUACACAUUUCUGUAGUAAUAGUCAACUGUGAAGGUUAUUGUAGGAAAGGUCAUGGGACUGUCGUCUGACUUUGAGACGGUUAGUAUUGUAUCAUAUGUGAAUCAGUUGCGAAAAAAUGGAAUAACACAAAAUUUAUGCAGUGGAGUAUGCAUUUUAAGGUGUUACAAACCUUGAAUACUUCACCUUAUGUUGCUUCUAUUCCAGUCGUUAGUGCUUCUAUUCAUCUUUAAAAACCUCAUUCUCCUUCGUUGUUUCUGCGAAUUAUUUUCGUGAGCUCUAGUUGACUGUACCUACUCUGCACUUUUGUGAUGUAUGAGGAAGUGUGAUUUGUGAAGUCGAAGUUGGUCUGGACAAUAAGAUACAAGAUACGGAAUCACAUGAAAGGUCCAUUGCGUUAGCCCUCUCGGUAGAGGAAAUGGAGUAAUCCAUCCUCGGAGGAUUGCGUAGUGGACGAUGAUUCACGCCCGAUGUCUAGAGGCUUGAC
Messenger RNA from Marchantia polymorpha subsp. ruderalis, 1682 nucleotides. The record is from the annotation of a GenBank genome assembly. NCBI's taxonomy places the organism in Eukaryota, Viridiplantae, Streptophyta, Marchantiopsida, Marchantiales, Marchantiaceae.